Python bivittatus (Burmese python) is the source of this 774-nucleotide messenger RNA. The record is from RefSeq and is a predicted model, not a curated record. NCBI's taxonomy places the organism in Eukaryota, Metazoa, Chordata, Lepidosauria, Squamata, Pythonidae.
AUGGAGGAGCCAUUGCCACUGCGCUAUGCCACCUCUUCCUCUGUUGCUGCUCCAAAGUUCUGCCACGAUGGAAUGGGAAAUCUCAGAGUCACCAAAAAAGGAAUUCGACUUGAAGGGAUAUCUGAAUUUCUACUUCCAUUGUACGUGAAAGAAAUCCAUUCCCGAAAGGACAGUCCACUGGUCUUACAAUCUGACAGGAAUGUUACCAUGAAUGCAAGAAAUCACAUGGGACACUUAACAGGACAGCUGACUGUAGGUGCUGAUGCUGUAGAAGCCCAGUGUAAAAGGUUUGAAGUUAGCUCAAGUGAAGAUGGUAGGGUGCUUUUCUCUGCUGAUGAAGAAGAGAUUGUCAUUGGGGCAGACAGACUGAAGGUCACCGGCACAGAAGGAGCUGUAUUUGAGCAUUCUGUGGAAACCCCCCAUAUCAGAGCUGAACCUUCUCAAGACCUCAAGCUUGAAUCACCCACGAGAUCUUUGAUAAUGGAAGCUCCAAAAGGAAUACAAGUGAGCGCAGCUGCGGGGGACCUGAAAGCCACUUGUAGGAAAGAGCUGCACCUGCAGUCUACAGAAGGGGAGAUAUUUUUAAAUGCGGACUCAAUCCGACUAGGGAAUCUACCCCUGGGGUCUUUUCCCUCAUCUUCCUCACCAAGUUCAUCAGCAACAAGACAGACUAUCUAUGAGCUCUGUGUUUGUCCCAAUGGCAAACUCUACCUUUCUCCUGCAGGAGCAGGUUCCACAUGUCAGUCCAGUGGCAACAUCUGCUUGUGGAGCUGA